Messenger RNA from Nilaparvata lugens (brown planthopper), 651 nucleotides. RefSeq lists its product as uncharacterized. Lineage: Eukaryota; Metazoa; Arthropoda; Insecta; Hemiptera; Delphacidae. Bases 1 to 651 code for a protein of 216 amino acids. The record is from RefSeq and is a predicted model, not a curated record. Gene Ontology annotation, molecular function: nucleic acid binding. The transcript has a single exon.
AUGCAUGAAUUGGCCAAGCUUUUUGAAUCACUACUCUCUGAUGUCACUUGUUUUCUGUCCAACUAUGGCAUAAAUUGGAAAUUCAUCCCUCCUUAUGCACCCCACCAUGGAGGCCUGUGGGAAGCUGCCAUCAAAUCCGCUAAAAUGCUGUUGUAUCGCUGUAUUGGAGACAAGGCUCUCACAUAUGAAGAAUUUGACACAAUAUUCACCCACAUAGAAAGCAUUUUGAACAGCCGACCGCUAACUGAACUGUCUUCACAGCCCGCAGCAGCUGCUUCUGUUCUAACACCUGGCCAUUUCCUAGAAGGUGGACCCCUGACCGCACCAUCGCAACCGAUAGAGACUAAAGAAAUUCUAUCAACUCGCCGUUGGAGACAUUGUAACCAAAUGACACAAUUCUUCUGGAGCCAAUGGUCAAAAGAAUAUCUAUGCACACUAAUGAACCGCACAAAAUGGAAGGUUACUGAAAGAAACUUACAGAUUGACGAUUUGGUUGUAGUCAAAUCAAUCAACACCUUGCUGCUAAGCUGGCCGCUAGGCAGAAUUGUAGCGCUGCACCCUGGCAAAGAUGGACUUGUCAGAAUAGCAACAAUCAAAUGCGCCUCUGGUAAUAUUGUCAGAGACCUAGGUGAAAUUCACCACCUCAUUUAG